Siniperca chuatsi (mandarin fish) is the source of this 1937-nucleotide messenger RNA. RefSeq names its product Yip1 interacting factor homolog B (S. cerevisiae) (gene yif1b). The transcript is spliced from 8 exons. The coding region runs from base 126 to 1055 and encodes 309 amino acids. Gene Ontology annotation, cellular component: COPII-coated ER to Golgi transport vesicle; Golgi membrane; endoplasmic reticulum-Golgi intermediate compartment. Lineage: Eukaryota; Metazoa; Chordata; Actinopteri; Centrarchiformes; Sinipercidae. The record is from RefSeq and is a predicted model, not a curated record. Gene Ontology annotation, biological process: endoplasmic reticulum to Golgi vesicle-mediated transport.
UUACUUCCGUGUGAAUGACUCCAUACAUCCAUCCAUGCUCCAACUUCCCUGUGUAGCCUUCUAACUAGUAGCAGCUGCAUCUCAGUAGAGUUGGUUUUCUGACGCCUACCAUCAAGUUAGUCCAAAUGGAUUAUACUGCAACUCAAAGUGGGUUCCGACAGCGUAAGUUACAGCCUAAUAUGCGUCUGAGGAAUAGCUCCGUGGAUGGUUCAGAAGGCAGCCAGCUGUUUGAGGAUACGAGUGGAGCUGCGGCUGGAUCACAGACAGGGUACAGCAGGAACCAGCAGGCUGGGUCUCAAGCAGCAGGAUUUCCUGGCCAGUCCAUUCUGUCAGACCCCAUGUCUAACCUGGCCAUGGCAUAUGGCAGCUCACUGGCAUCCCAGGGAAGGGAAAUGGUGGACAAGAAUCUGGACAGGUUCAUCCCAAUUUCUAAGCUGAAAUACUACUUUGCCGUGGAUACAAUGUACGUGGGGAAGAAGCUGGGCCUUCUAGUUUUCCCUUACAUGCACGAGAGCUGGGAGGUGAACUACCAGCACGAUACUCCUGUGGCUCCACGCUUUGAUGUGAAUGCUCCCGAUCUCUACAUUCCUGCCAUGGGCUUCAUCACAUACAUCCUGGUGGCUGGAGUGGCCCUCGGCACACAGAACAGGUUUUCUCCGGAGCUGCUGGGAGUUCAGGCCAGCUCAGCGUUGGUGUGGCUGAUCAUGGAAGUUCUGGCGGUCCUGCUGUCGCUCUACCUUGUGACCGUAAACACCGACCUCACUACCAUAGACCUGCUGGCCUUUUCUGGUUACAAAUAUGUUGGGAUGAUCAUUGGGGUAGUAGCAGGCCUGUUGUUUGGGAGGCCAGCGUACUACCUCUCUCUACUGUGGUGCUGUGCUGCCAUCUUUGUCUUUAUGAUCCGCACUCUGCGUCUGAAGCUGUUAUCUGAGGCGGCGGCGGAAGGGAGGCUGGUGAGAGGAGCCAGAAACCAGCUGAGGAUGUACCUCACCAUGUCUAUAGCAGCAGCACAGCCCAUCUUCAUGUACUGGCUCACCUACCACCUCAUCAGAUAAAAGCUGGAACACACACUCACACACUUGUUGUAUAGAAGAUGAACUUGGCUGUAUGAAUGCCAUCUCACCCCCUAAAACAACUCAAGCGAACACACACACAUAAAAGAAGCUGGACUUGGCUGAAACGGCCACAGUUGUCUGGAUAAUAUCCCAUCACUUCCCAGACAUAAAGACAGAACUACACAUUCACAAGACUCACUCCAUGUAUGCAUGGAGCAAAAACAACACAUGCUAUCAGACAGUUAAGAGAAGAUGUGAGGCAUCGCGGCCUUUUCUCUCGCAGCACAGCACCACGCCUUUUUUGUGUGUCUUUUUUUAUGUUCUGUCUUCAAACAUUUGUAGCAAGAGCAAGUGGCUUUACGUUGUUUUUCUGUACUGUAUAAUUAUUUGUUAAUUAUGUUUUUUAGGAAUAUUUAAAUAUGUAUGUUUGUGUAGCAGAAGUAUUAUUGCAGAUGUUGCUCUUCUCUGAUAUCUUAUAAGUGGUUUUUCUGAGCCGGCAGAAAGAAAGCACACAACCCGUCCAUUUAAUGAAAAGACAUAACUCAAAUUCAGGUAUAAAAAUGAUCAAGUGGCUCUGCUUUGGUGUUUGACUAGAAUUACUUUUUCCCUGGUCCAUCAUUGAUUCUGGAAACAAGGGAUAUAUAACUGGUGUGUAAGUGUGGGUGUAGUACCACCUCCAUGUGAUCUGUUUAAUCUUUUUGUAUGUGCUUUGAUACAUGUAUGAGCUUUGCUGCCUGACAACUCUUGAAGAGAAACUGUGUAAGCCACGUUACGGUCACGAUGAAAUGUUGAGUUGACUUUGAUAUCCUUUUUAAAACCAAGUAAAUUAUUUGCUGCUUUUCAUAUUGAAAGUCAGAUGGAAUAAAGAAAGGGAAGAGAUGA